Messenger RNA from Agelaius phoeniceus (red-winged blackbird), 2420 nucleotides. RefSeq names its product protein tyrosine phosphatase non-receptor type 9 (gene PTPN9). Gene Ontology annotation, biological process: protein dephosphorylation. The record is from RefSeq and is a predicted model, not a curated record. Lineage: Eukaryota; Metazoa; Chordata; Aves; Passeriformes; Icteridae. Gene Ontology annotation, molecular function: protein tyrosine phosphatase activity.
CACACGCACACGCAUACAUAGAUAUUUAAUUUAAUUUAAUUUAAUUUUUUUCCCCCGUUUUAUUUUAAUUUUCUCGGCACUUUCGGCGGGGCCCCUGGGGCGGAGCCGCCCUCGCCGCCGGGAGGGGCCGGUGCCCGCAGCGCCGGGGAUGGGCUCCGCCGGGGCGUCCUCCGCCUAGAGCAGCCCGGCUCGGCUCGGCCCGGCCCGGCCCGGCCCGGCGCGCAGCAUGGCCGCGGAGCUCAGCGCCGAGGAGGAGCAGGCCACCAAGCAGUUCCUGGAGGAGAUCAACAAGUGGACAGGCCAGUACAAUGUGUCCCCGCUCUCCUGGAAUGUGGCUGUCAAGUUCCUCAUGGCCCGCAAGUUCGACGUCCUGCGGGCCAUCGAGCUCUUCCACUCCUACCGGGAGACGCGGCUGAAGGAGGGGAUUGUGAAGCUGAAGCCGCACGAGGAGCCGCUGCGCUCGGAGCUGCUCAGUGGGAAAUUCACCAUUCUGAGCGUGCGGGACCCCUCGGGAGCCUCCAUCGCCCUGUUCACAGCCAAGCUGCACCACCCCAGCAAGAGUGUGCAGCACGUGGUGCUCCAGGCUCUCUUCUACCUGCUGGACCGAGCUGUGGAGAGCUUUGAGACACAAAGGAACGGGCUGGUAUUCAUCUACGACAUGGCAGGGUCACAGUACACCAACUUUGAGCUGGACCUCAGCAAGAAGAUCCUCAACCUGCUCAAGGGUGCCUUCCCAGCUCGGCUCAAGAAGGUUUUCAUCGUGGGAGCACCCAUGUGGUUCCGUGUGCCCUACUCCAUCAUCAGCCUGCUGCUGAAGGAGAAGCUGCGGGAGCGGGUGCAGAUGGUGAAGAUGUCAGAGCUGAAGGAUCACCUGCCCCGGGAAUGCCUCCCUGAGUACCUCGGAGGGUCCCUCAAACUGGACCCUCUGAGCUGGAACUGCCGGUUCCUGCCCCAGCAGAACGGGCACCCCGACCCCCUGGACGAGCUCAUCCUGGUGCCGCUGGCGGCCCCCAAAGAUAACGGCUCCGUCCACGUCCCCGGGCCCAAGUCUGUCACCCUGCAGGAGCUGCUGGAUCAUGUCAGCCACAAGCAGAAACGUGGCAUCUAUGAGGAGUACGAAGACAUUCGGCGCAGGAGCCCGGCCGGCACCUUUGCCUGCUCUUUGGCACCCUACAACCAGGACAAGAACCGGUACGGGGACGUGCCCUGCCUGGACCAAACCCGUGUCAAGCUGGCAAAGCCAUACAGCCGCCCGGAGCUGACUGACUACAUCAAUGCAAGCUUCAUGGAUGGCUACAAGCAGAGGAAUGCUUACAUCGGCACUCAGGGGCCUCUGGAAAACACCUACGGUGACUUCUGGCGCAUGGUGUGGGAGCAGAACGUCCUGGUGAUUGUGAUGACAACCCGGCUGGAGGAGGGAGGCAGGAGGAAGUGCGGCCAGUACUGGCCCCUGGAAAAGGAUUUCCAGGUGUGCUUUGGGGCCCUGACCAUCACCAACCUGGGCGUAGAGAACCUCAACCAUUACAAGAAAACCAUCCUGGAGAUCCACAGCUCAGAGACCAGGGAGAGGCGGCUGGUGUCCCACUUCCAGUACCUGAGCUGGCCAGAUUAUGGCGUCCCCUCUUCCGCUGCCACUCUCAUUGACUUUUUGGGGGCCGUGAAGCAGCAGCAGAGAGUGGCUGUCAGUGCCCUGGGACCUCGCUUCAAGGGCCACCCCGGGGGACCCCCAGUUGUGGUGCACUGCAGCGCUGGCAUUGGCAGGACAGGUACCUUCUGUGCGCUGGACAUCUGCCUGUCACAGCUGCAGGACGUGGGCACGCUGAACAUCUACCAGACAGUGCUGCGCAUGCGGAGCCAGCGCGCCUUCAGCAUCCAGACCCCCGAGCAGUAUUACUUCUGCUACACCGCCAUCCUGGAGCACGCCCAGCGCGAGGGGCUGCUGCUCACCAACCACAGCCGGGCCGCCCAGGAGAAGAGCUCGCCGGGGCACUGAGACCCUCUGCCUCCCUCGGACGCCGCUGCCCAUCCUCGGGGGCUGCCCCGCCGGGACUCAGCAGGGCCAGAGCACCUCAGCUGUCAGCACUGCUAUGGAACUGUGCCUUAUUCAACCCAAACGGUGGCUGCCACUUUGCCGGCACGGGAAGGGGCUCUGACUCCUCUCCAUCGUGUUUCGGUUGGGUUUGGAUGGUUGGGGAGGUGGUUUGUCUUCUCUUCGAGUUGUUGGGUUUUUUUAUUUUGUUUUUGGUUUUUUUGUUGUUGUUGGGACCACCUAAGAUGUACCUAGAGAGGGGCUUUGCAAAGUCCUAGGAAAUGUAUUCCCAGUCCUGGGGCUGAGGAAGAGGCACGUGCUUCGGUCUCACCUGACGCUCCAUGUGUGUGUCUGUAUGUAUGUGUGUAUAUAAUAUACCCCCGCUGUGACA